AUGGAUGUGCGGGGAGCAUGCGAAUCUCCCGCUCGACAUGUCGAUGUGGCACGAGUGCCACCUGACAACCACACAGCGACGCAUGCAAAAGAGGCAUGCGACUGUCUUGAGUCCCGAGCUGUUGUGCAUGUUGCUUGUGGGUUGCUAACGAUAAGUGUUCAAAUCAAGGUAGCUAACCUCUUUCAAAAACAAAAACCGCGCCACCCCCACCGAUGGCCCCCUCCACCCCUCCUCCGCCACCGGACGCUUCAAACGCCGCCACCUCCGCCGCCGCAGCAACAACAAGACCUCUAUUUCUUCAGCCCCAAACUUAUCAAACCUUAUACUCGCCUCGUCUCCCUUCCAAUCCCAACCCUAAUUACCCUCAAUUGGCCCCCCGUCCCCCCUCAUCCCCACCCACAUCCUCAGGAUCCCUCGCAGCUUCUCUACCCACUUGCCUCAUCGGGUCGUGGAUUCCUCCGGCCCGUUGCCUUGCCAGCUUCCCGCCCCGCCCAGCGCCCGCCGUUUAUGUUUCCCUACCUGGAUCAGGGUCAGGGCAAUCCGGUUUUUGUGCGGCCGAACCACUUGCCCCACGUACUAAUUGGAUCGGCUCCCGGUACGUCUGGUAAUGCUGCUGCUACCGGAGCAAUGCCCGCUGUAGUUAAAGGAAUUCCUGUUCCGUCUUCACACCAACCAAAGGUUGGUCUUCCUUCAGCUUCGAUAUCUGAUAAUAAUGGCCAUAAAGAUUCAAGGGAUAGAACUAAAGAUGAUGCUUUUGUAAUAAUCAGAGAUAGGAAGGUUAGAAUGCAUGAAAAAACCUCUCUUUAUGCCCUCUGCCGGUCAUGGUUGAGGAAUAGUUCUCCUGAAGAAACUCAGCCACAGUAUCUGGAUACUGUCAAAUCUCUUCCAAGACCUUUGCCUGUAGCUGCACAAGAUUCAGAUGCACCUGAUAAAAUAGCAAAAGACAAAGAGGAAGAUGAGGAUAAAGACUCUUGUGAACAUUUGUCUGAGAAAGAGCUCUUGCAAAGACACAUUAAACGUGCGAAGAGGGUUCGAUCACGGCUAAGAGAAGAACGGCUUCAAAGAAUUACAAGAUAUAAAACUAGACUUGCUCUUCUCUUGCCACCAAUGGUAGAGCAACACUUCAAAAAUGAAUCUGGUCCAGCAAACUGAAAAGGCUUCGUUGUCUUGUUUCUUCUGGGUUAACUAUUGUUACGCUAUCCAGAUACCAUCACUACUUUGAAAGGAAUGUCACCCUCCGCCCUUGUAAGAUGCAAGGACCAUAUUGGAAGCACAUAGUUCAUAUACUUCGAUGGUGUGCAGCGUUGCGGAGCAUAUGAAAGUUAUACAUUCUCUGUUUGUUUAUCGUCCGUUCCCUCUUCGUUGAUUUACACCUUUAAGCAUUCCUGUAGUUGUUUAGACCUAACAUAGUGCGAUCUCACUUGGUAGGAAUGAUGAGAAUCGAAAGCAUUCGCAAGAAUGAACCUGUAUUAAGACAGUCCGAAACCAGCUUAGAUUUGCCAUUUUUAGGGCUAGACUAUGAACUAAAGAUUAUCAGCAUGCACAUGUAAUGUAAAACAUUUGUUUGUUAAGGUUGUCUUUGUAGUGUUUCUUA
Messenger RNA from Salvia miltiorrhiza (redroot sage), 1594 nucleotides. RefSeq names its product actin-binding protein wsp1-like. The record is from RefSeq and is a predicted model, not a curated record. The transcript is spliced from 8 exons. Gene Ontology annotation, cellular component: transcription repressor complex. NCBI's taxonomy places the organism in Eukaryota, Viridiplantae, Streptophyta, Magnoliopsida, Lamiales, Lamiaceae. Bases 1 to 1152 code for a protein of 383 amino acids.